This is a messenger RNA of Gossypium raimondii (Peruvian cotton), 1129 nucleotides long. Its product is annotated as protein AGENET DOMAIN (AGD)-CONTAINING P1. The record is from RefSeq and is a predicted model, not a curated record. NCBI's taxonomy places the organism in Eukaryota, Viridiplantae, Streptophyta, Magnoliopsida, Malvales, Malvaceae. Bases 39 to 965 code for a protein of 308 amino acids. The transcript is spliced from 3 exons.
UCUUUCUCUGUUCCCAAUCUCCAGCCAAAAGGAGGAGCAUGUCACAAAAAGGGAAAUGCGGCAUCGGCGUCAACGCCGAAGGCCCACCACACCUGCAACCAGGUUCCACAGUUGAGAUUAAACCCCCCGAAUUUGGUUACCAGGGUGCAUGGUACACCGCCACUAUCAUCCAGCGCAAUACUCCAAUACCCUCCAGGAGGUUCAUGGUCCAAUUCACCCAUCUUUUCCAAGACCAAAAAACCGGGGAAAGACCCUUAAGGAUGUUCAGCGUCAGCCAUAUACGCCCUCAGCUCCCUCCACUACGUCCAAGAAAGUUCAAGCAAGGUGAAGACGCGGACGCUUAUCACAAGUACGGCUGGUGGGAAGGGGUGAUUCUUCAAGAGUGGAAUAAUGACAACUAUCUUUUUAUGUUUCACAGUGAUAAUCAGUCGCCAAAGUACGUAGUGUUUGGAGUGAAUCAAUUGAGGCUUCAUAGAACCUGGUUUAAUGGGUAUUGGGUACCGCCAGUGCAGGAAUCUGAGCUAGCUGUGGAGGAAGUACAAAGGGAAGAAGAGUAUAAUGAGGGAGACCUUGUUGAGGUGCGCAAUGAUGAAGAUGGUUCUAACCGUUCUUGGUUUGCCGCAAUUAUUGCUAAACCAGUGGGGAAUAAAAGGUACCUCAUUCAGUAUGUGACCUUGGAAACCGAAGAUAACACUGAUUUCUUAGAGAAAGAAGUGGAUACCUCGCACAUUAGGCCUCGUCCACCGGAUAUUGUGGUGCCUGAUCAGUUUGUAAUGCUUGAUCAAGUUGAUGCUUUCUACAAAGGUGGAUGGUGGAAAGGUGUGAUUAUUAAGGUCCUUUCUGGUGAUUCUAAAUAUCAUGUCUAUUUGGCUACACGUGAAGAAAUGGAAUUUAAACACGAUGAAUUAAGGCUACACCAAGACUGGAUUGAUGGAAAAUGGACUAAACCUUCCCCAGUGAUAUGAAGCAUGUGCAUGAUCAUAAACGUAGUCAAGCUUGGACCGUUGCUUAAUAUGGCAUCUUUUCUCGUUUCUUUCCUUUUUUGACACUAUCUGUCUCUAUUUUAACUGUGCAAAAAUUCAGUAACUGUUGUUUUUCUAACAAUACAAUCGGAUAUCAAUUACCUAAA